Salmo salar (Atlantic salmon) is the source of this 7598-nucleotide messenger RNA. RefSeq names its product cell adhesion molecule 2. Lineage: Eukaryota; Metazoa; Chordata; Actinopteri; Salmoniformes; Salmonidae. Gene Ontology annotation, biological process: homophilic cell-cell adhesion. The record is from RefSeq and is a predicted model, not a curated record.
AGCUCAAAGCGGCACUUUUCCGAUUCUGUGUGCGAGAACAGAGCGGACUACGGCAACAUCUCUUCUCCUUACCGGAGGAAAUACACACCGACUCAUUCUCACAGCUACGGAGCAGUUACACCUUAUCAGUGCUCUACCGAAUUACAAGGGACAUCUUCUAUCCAAGGAGACUAGACAAAAUAAAGGAAGAAAAAAAAACCCACGUUAAAACGUUAUUACCUAAUCGGUUAAAUUAGAGGAGCCUAUAUACCGAUAUCCCAGCAACACGAAAGACAGACUUGGCUAGUCCACCAGGAUAACACACCGGGGCUUUCGGGAGCACGAGGAAAGAGAGAGGGAUAAAGGAGAAGAAGACAGGAUGAUUCUCCAGCAUCAUUUGGUUCUGACGCUGUGCGCCGUCUACGGGAUCCUGCUAAAAGUGACGGCACAGAAAAGCACAUUGAGAGGGUCGUCGGGGCAGCACCCCUUGGUCCAGAAUCAGACAGUGACAGAGGGUGGGACAGCCAACAUGACUUGCAGGGUAGAGUACAACGACCAAACUUCCCUCCAGUGGUCUAACCCUGCACAGCAGACACUGUUCUUCGGAGACAAGAAAGCUUUGAGAGAUAACCGUAUCGAGCUGGUCCGAGCAUCGUGGUCGGAGCUGACCAUCAGUAUCAGUGAGGUGACACUGGCCGACGAGGGGAUGUACACCUGUUCUCUAUUCACCAUGCCUGUCAAGACCGCCAAGGCCUACCUUACUGUACUGGGGGUGCCAGAGAUGCCAGAGAUAGACGGUCUGACCAAGCCUGCCCUGGAGGGAGAUGAGAUCACUCUGACCUGUAUGACCCACGGCUCCAAGCCUGCUGCCGACCUCCGCUGGUUCAGGAACGAGAAGGAGAUCAAAGGUGCCAAGGAGGUGAAUGCCAGUGGGAAGACCUUCACGGUGACCAGUUCUCUACAGCUGCUAGUUGACAGGGACGAUGACGGGGCAGCGUACACCUGUAAAGUAGACCACGUAGCCCUGUUACAGACACCGCAGCAGGCUACUGAAGUACUGGAGGUGCACUAUGCUCCUCGUGUAGUGAUCACCAAUUCGUUGACGUUCCCUCAGGAGGGGCAAUACUUGAAGCUGGAGUGUGUAUCCAAAGGAAACCCAUCGCCAGAUCCUGUGAUGUGGACUAAGGAUGGAGGAGAAUUACCAGAUCUGGAACGUAUGAUUGUAGAGGGAAGAGAGCUCACUUUCACCACCCUGAAUAAAACAGAUAACGGAACAUACCGCUGUGAAGCCUCCAACCACCUAGGCACCAGCAGCGCUGAAUACCUACUCUACGUCUACGACCCCAAUGCCAUGGGGCAGCAUGGUCCAGACCAUGCUCUGAUUGGAGGAGUGGUGGCGGUGGUUGUCUUCGUCACCUUGUGUCUCAUCAUCGUUCUGGGCCGCUACCUGGCCAGGCAUAAAGGAACGUACCUGACCAACGAGGCCAAAGGAGCGGACGACGCGCCUGAUGCUGAUACAGCUAUCAUCAACGCUGAGGGCAACACACAUGCUGAGGAGAAGAAGGAGUACUUUAUCUAGACUGUAGAGGGCGCUCCGAUCUGCUGCCCACUCUUUCUCUCUGUCUUUAUGUCUGUAUUCCUCUAUCUCUCCCUCUCUCCCCCUCUUUAUCUCUCUCUCCGUCCCUUUUCUAUACUUUAUUUAGACUGCAGAGGGGGAUAUGCUGCCCCCUCUUUCUCUCCCUAUUUCUCUCUCUCUCUCUCUUUCCAAUUUCUCCUUCUCUCUCUCUCUCUCUCUCUCUCUCUCUCUCUCUCUCUCUCUCUCUCUCUCCACUGCCCCUGCUGCGUCACUAAGGAAACCCCUUGGGCAGUCCACAGAGAGGAAAAACUCCACCUUCUCCUUUUUCCCUCAUCCCUUCUUUCCUGCUGGCCUUUCUGUUCUCUUUUUUUUAUCAUUUCAUUCCGCCCUUCACUUCUUCUACACUUUUUUUUAUUUUUUAACCGUCCUAGUUUCUGACGCCGGCCUUCGUUUUUAAAGGCAGCGCCCUCUACUGGCUGUCUGGAGAUGUUGCCUUUUUUUUUUUUUUUACAUAUUUGAUGUGAAAUAAACCCCUGAGAAUCUGCAUAUCCACCGACACCGAGACCACUUCAGACUCCUUAUUAAACGCCUAAACACCUCCUCUCUCUCACACACACACACACACACACACACACACACACACACACACACACACACACACACACACACACACACACACACACACACACACACACACACCCAACACCCUCACGUUUACACGGUGCCUCAAAUAUGCCGCCUUCAUUCACACUGUCAGUAAUGCUGUUGUUUAACUGCUUUAUGUCAUUCAUUUACAUUGAUGCUACAAAUGCUCUCUUCUUAUUUUGCCUGUCAUGUCACAGCUCCUAGGCUUCAACGUUGUUUAAUUAAACAUGUUCGUUUUUUUUACAUUUUUAUUUAAAUGAAUAUAUGUGCUGGUUACGCCUUAUGUCUUUCAGACGAAAUGAUACAUUAGAUGAUCUGUCUUCUUCACUGUUCCCUUCACUGUUCCUUCACUGUUCCCUUCACUGUUCCCUUCACUGUCCCCCUUCACUGUUCCCUUCACUGUUCCCUUCACUGUCCCCUUCACUGUCCCCCUUCACUGUUCCCUUCACUGUCCCCCUUCACUGUUCCCUUCACUGUCCUCCUUCACUGUUCCCUUCACUGUCCCCCUUCACUGACUCCUUCACUGCUCCUUCACUGUCCCCCUUCACUGUUCUAUUACACUGACUCCUUCACUGUCCACCUUCACUGUUCCCUUCACUGUCCCCUUCACUGUCCCCUUCACUGUUCUAUUACACUGAUUCCUUCACUGUCCCCCUUCACUGUCCCCCUUCACUGUCCCCUUCACUGUUCCCUUCACUGUUUUAUUACACUGAUUCCUUCACUGUCCCCCUUCACUGUCCCCUUCACUGUUCUAUUACACUGAUUCCUUCACUGUCCCCCUUCACUGUUCCCUUCACUGUCCCCCUUCACUGUCCCCUUCACUGUUCUAUUACACUGAUUCCUUCACUGUCCCCCUUCACUGGCCCCUUCACUGUUCUAUUACACUGAUUCCUUCACUGUCCCCCUUUACUGUCCCCUUCACUUCCCCCCUUCACUGUUCCCUUCACUGUCCCCCUUCACUGUUCCCUUCACUGUCCCCCUUCACUGUUCCCUUCACUGUUCCCUUCACUGUUCCCUUCACUGUCCCCCUUCACUGUUCCCUUCACUGUCCCCUUCACUGUCCCCUUCACUUACCCCUUCACUACCCAUCUACUGUCCCCUUCACUGUCUCCUUCACUGUCUCCUUCACUGUCCCCUUCACUGACCCCUUCACUGUUCAAUUACAUUGCCUCCUUCACUGGUCCCUUCACUACCCAUCUACUGUCCCCUUCACUGUCCCCUUCACUGUUCAAUUACAUUGCCUCCUUCACUGGUCCCUUCACUACCCAUCUACCCACCAACCCCUUCACUGUCCCCUUCACUAACCCUUCACUGUCCCCUUCAAUGUCCCCUUCACUGUCCCCUUCACUAACCCUUCACUGUCCCCUUCACUGUCCCCUUCACUGUCCCCUUCACUGUCCCCUUCACCAUCCCUUCAAUGUCCCCUUCAAUGUCCCCUUCACCAUCCCUUCAAUGUCCCCUUCACUGCCCCCUUCACUGUCCCCUUCACUAACCCUUCACUGUCCCCUUCACUAACCCUUCGCAGUCCCCUUCACUGUCACCCUGAAUAAAACUGUACCUGAAAAAAAGGAUAGACUUGUAAACAAGAGCCCUUGCCUCCUGCAUGACAGGACAGAGGGUUUUCUGGUAUAAUACAAACUGUAUUCAAGAAACAAUGGCCCGUUGUAGGAUAAAGAUAGGAUGGAGGUUUUGUGUGAGAUAUAUGUUGUGAGAUAUGAUAUGUGGGUAAUUUGUUCUUCAUUAUUAGUCAUUAGUCCAUAUAGGUGGUAGAGUCUUUAAGACAGACGAAACGACUGAUCAUUAACGACACUCAUAAUAUAAAUUCUGAACACCAAAAAGGAACGAAAACGAUGCUGGGUGAAGGUUUAUAUCAAAUGAAAUUGAAACAACAAUCAAUUAAUGUCUUGCUUUUUAAAUCACGCAUAAUAAUCAUUACCUUGAUUACUUCUACUGUCUGUGAUACAUGAUGCGUCUGUCUGUCUGUAUAUUCCUGUUCAGAACCCUGCUGCGCUAACGCAACACUCUCACAGUGUCACCUUGGCAACUUAGUAUCUAUCUAUCUAUCUAUCUACAGCACCAUCGGUUGCCGAAGGGAUGUAGAACGAUGCUAUUAUUUGGGGUAGUCAGUGCUUGACUUGGGCCAGAGCUGUCUGGAGCGCCGCACUGGCAUAAAAACAAAGGGCUUGUCACUGGCCCGGAUUCACGCACAGUGGCAAAAAAAAAAAAAAACGCUCAUCAAAGUAGGAAUGAAGGCGGGAUCUGCAUUGAAUAGCAAUGGAGAAUGUGCAUUUAUAUGCUAAUUCUGCUUUGUUCAAGCUUAUUUGACGGAAAGUCUGUAAGUCCGGUUUAUGCGUGCCACUUGACUGUUCAAGUUAGAAAAUACGCCAGCCUGAAAGCGCAGGAAGUUGCCUGUUCAAGUUAGAAAACAGGAAGUUGCCUGUUCAAGUUACAAAACAGGAAGUUGCCUGUUCAAGUUAGAAAACAGGAAGUUGCCUGUUCAAGUUAGAAAACAGGAAGUUGCUGUUCCAAAUUGAUGUUAAGAGUCAUAAAAGUCAUAUUAUUGGGAAUUCCUUUUUAAAUGUAUUAUCAAUCACUUUAAAAAUCGACAUAUCAGCCCUGAUCAGAAUUAGGCCUACCCUUCAACAUGUGUGUGCUGUGGAUCAUCUAUUAAAAUAAAGGUUCAAUAACAAAAAAAAAAAAAUAUUUAAAAAAAAAAUCUGUGUGCCAGUGCAGUUGACUGAGGAGAGAGAGAGAGAUGUUUCAGCAGCAGGUAGAAAUAUAAAAUAAAAUAACGCUAGACUAACUAAAUAGCCAAUUCAAAACGUAACUAAACAUGCUCCAGCCUAUCUCGCUAGUUAGCGUUUUUUGGGGGGUUUUUUUGUUGUUGCUAUAGACCUAAGCAUUAAUGUUGUUAACUCCAAUGGUUCUGUUGAGAAAUACAUCUGACACCGUUAUUUGAAAGCUGGGAUUCCCGUCUAUUAAGCAGAAGGCUAUGUAACUCCAACAAACGUCUAAAAAUAGCCUAAUUGAAAAAUAGCUUCCAUGCUCUGCGUAGAUCUGCUCUGAAACAUUAAUAUUUUAGCCUUAUAAGGUUAUAGAUAACCACGACUUAGCUACCUUCCUUUGAAGUAACCUACUUCAUCCAUUUUUAUCCCUGAUUCAUUGAAUGAGGGAAUAAUUGUAUAAAGACAAAAAAAAAAAAAAAGUAUUUGGUUUGGUAAUAUUGUAACCUUUUGUAUCAUGGGGUGGCCAGCCAUCGUCCAGGAGAGCUACUGGGAGUGCAGGUUUUUAUUCCAGCCCUGCUCUAAUACUCCACAGUGUAGCCUUAACAUCAGCUGCUCGACAGGACCUUGCUAUAAGCAGACUCGGAUGUGUUUCAGGGCUGCCUGCAUGUCCAGCAACUCUUCAGAUGGAGAGUUGACCACACGUGUUUUAUACAGUAGCCCAACAAUGCAGUUAUUCUACUUUGUGGGGGGGGGGGGGGUUAAGUGCCUUGAUCAAGGGCACAACGGCAGGAGAUAGUAGGCCAACGUGGAAUCAGAGACCAGUAGCCUUCUAGUGUCAAUACCACAUUUAUUCAGACUUUUUAAUGUAGGCUAUAUAGAGACGCUACCAAUUAUCGGUCAUGGAAAUUUGGUUGUCAUGAAAAAGUCAUAAAAUUCCAUCUGUCAAAAUGUGCAUGAACCUUUAACAGUGAAUAGUCAGAAGUUUCUACAGCAUCAUUUCAUAUAGGAAUUUCGGUGAACAUAUUCUAAUGGAUUGACUUGGAAAAAAUACAGCUCCUGCACCUCUUUCAUCCCAAGUCAAGCACUGUGGGUAGUAGAGUAGUGUUGUAUAGGUCGUUAUCAAUAAAAAAAAAACGGAACAAUACGGCGUAGAGCGUUCCUUUUACCCGCCAGGUGAGGCAAGGAGACUCCCAGCUCAGCUAUAACCAUGGACAACUCCGUGCCGUUUAAGCGAUUCAAAGGGAUUCAACUAUUUGACCUCUAGCGGCUAAAUCGAACAUGCUGCACCGUAUUAUGGCGUUGUAUUGGUAACGACCAAUUGUAUGGAUACUUUUCUUUUAUUAAAAAAAAAAAAAUGUUCUUUUUUUUUUCUUCUUUUUUUUAAAAGUAUUUUAUAGUUUGGGCCAAGACUUGGCCUUGAAUGGAGCAUUGGGAAACCCCAAAAAAACAUUCAACAGAAAAGACAAAUACAGAAGCACAACAACCAUCCCUCCCCUUGAACAUCAGUGUUACCUUGACAACUGCUAGUUACCCUCAGGAAUGGUUCUGCUUAGAGUUGCAAAAUUCUGAAAUCUUUCCCAGAAUUCCCGGGUUUUUCCAGAAAUCCAGAUUGGAGGAUUUUGCAACCCUAGUUAAAAUAAGAGGAGAGAAAUUGGCUUUCCCUUAUUCAACCAAUAAUAAUAAUAGUAUAAAACAACCUACUGUACUCCAUAUCAGACCGUAGUGUUUAAUAUAUAAACAGUAUACAGUAGACAGUCUUUGAUUUGAUGUUUUGUUGAUAUAUGGUUCUUAGCCCUCCCCUUGUGCAUACGGCUGGCUGUAUAUUGCAUCUGCUAAAUGUGGUAACUAGUAAAAGAUGUUGUUAGAUUUUGGGAUCCUUAUACCUUCAGAUUUGUAUAUUAGCCAAUUUAUCUACUGAAGGAAGAAAAAAAAUAGCUACACUUUUUAUUUGUCAUUGCUAAUAUCUUUUCAGCACAAGGCAUGUAUAUACUGUGUAAGUGCAGAAUUUUGGUAAUACACAUUUUGACAAGUUUUCUUUUUUUCUUUGACCAUUUUCCAAAUCUCAUCUUUAAUUUAUUUGAUUUCAAAAUGAUUUAAUUGAGGAGGACACUGUAGUGUUGGUGGCAUGCUGUGCUGCAGAUCUGAAAGGUGUUGUUGGAGAAAAGAGUGUCAGGGGUCAAUAGGUAAAGUUAGGAAAACACACCACACAUUGUUAGCUAGCUCGUUAGCUAGUUUUGUUAGCUAACUGUUUAGCUAGGCUCAUUAGCUAGCUCCAACACCACACGUAGUUAGCUAGCUCGUUAGCUAGCUUUCUUAGCUAACUGUUUAGCUAGGUUCAUUAGCUAGCUCCAACACCACACGUAGUUAGCUAGCUCGUUAGCUAGCUUUCUUAGCUAACUGUUUAGCUAGGUUCAUUAGCUAGCUCCAACACCACACGUAGUUAGCUAGCUCGUUAGCUAGUUUUGUUAGCUAACUGUUUAGCUAGGCUCAUUAGCUAGCUCCAACAACACACGUCGUUAGCUAGCUCAUUAGCUAGUUUUGUUAGCUAACUGUUUAGCUAGCUUCGUUAACUAGCUCCAGCAAAAAUCGUGGUUGAUGUUUCACAGUCACUACUAGCGAUUAUAUCAUGUUGUCAUUAUCACUUCUGGUAAUAAUAAAGCAUUUACACACGA